AUGCCUAUCCCACGGAAUCCAUUAUAUCUCAUCAAGCGACAGAUCCUGAUAAGCAGGGAAGAGCGCAAGGCUGAUAAAAUCAAGCACAUAGAAGAGCUUGAAGCAUGUGAAGAGCGCUUCCUCCGCGAAGAGAUUUCGCGUCUUGUAAGUGCUUGCAUGGAGAAAGAUGAAUGUCAAAAAACGCAUGAAGAAUUUCUCAAACAGUUGUUAAGACAGCAACUGGACGAAGUCGUACAAGAAAAAGAAUUAGAAAAGCACAGCGACUCUCAUUCGGCUGUUGUUGAGAAAGCAUCAGUGGCCAUUGGAACCUCUGACUGUCCAGACAUGGAUCUAGCAAGACAGCAUGCCAUAAUGUUACAGAUCUUUGGGAAAAACUGCAUGGAUUAUAAUCUUCGUGAGCAAGACCUUCAAAGGAAAUUAGACGAGAAAAAGGCAUUAUUUAAUAACUUGGCAAUCGAAUUUCAUUCGCAGAAUGAUGUUCAGGAAACAGACUUUCCCGAUCCCAAUACUUGCGAUCUUGCUCCGAGUCCUAACUCUUUUGCCGAAAAGGUAAAUCGCAAGACUGCUGGCAUAUUCACACUUUUGAAUAAUGAUAAUAAUGACAAUGUUCCGUUCGAUUUGCAGGCGAACAAUGAUGACAACACCAAUGAUGACGAUGAUGAUGUCUUUUCAGUAAAAAGCUCCAAGCAGACAAUCGAAAUUACGAGCCCAGUUCAAAUUUCAAGUCACCCGCUCGCCAAACAUACAAGAAAAAAGCGAAUACGGGCUAUAAGACGCGUACCCGAAGAUGACAGAAGAACAGAAGUAUACGAGAUAUCGUGCAUUUCCCACAACAGUGACAAACUGUUGUAUAUUAACUUACAUCCAUAA
Molecule: messenger RNA, 870 nt
Organism: Paraglomus brasilianum
Lineage: Eukaryota; Fungi; Glomeromycota; Glomeromycetes; Paraglomerales; Paraglomeraceae
Source: the annotation of a GenBank genome assembly